GUGUCGUACCUUGGAGCUGUCCAAAAGAAUAAAUGUAUUGAUAUCCUCAUGGAAUAUGUCCCAUGAGGUAGCAUUCAGUACCUUCUUGGUAACUUUGUAGGCUUCAAAGAGAAGCUUGUACGUUCUUACACUAGACAAAUUGUUGAAGCACUAGUCAAAUGUCAUGAUCAAGGAAUCUGACAUGGGGACAUUAAAAGUUCUAAUAUAUUAGUCGAUGACUUUGGCAUUCUUAAGUUAAAUGAUCAUUCAUUCAUCAAAAGAACUUUUAUGAAUCCAAAACAAAUAGCUAAAUACAGAAAGAGAAAAGCAUUCCAAGAGGAAUCAAAAGGAGAAAAGGUAGAGCCAGAUUUCCCUCUGAUUGGCUCAGAGGCAUAUACUCCUCCUGAAGUAGUCCAAAAUGCUGAGUCAGAACUUAACCCAGCUUAUGAUGUUUGGCAACUUGGGCUUGUAAUAAUAGAAAUGCUUACAGGGAAGCAACCUUGGCAUGAAUUUAAUGGAGACACUGAUGCCAUCCUCAAUAAUUUAGAGACAACUGACACCUCUCCAUCGCUCAAUAUCAAACUUUCUAAGGAUUGAAAGUCUUUUCUGAGUAAAUGACUGACUGCAGAUCCUAAUGAGAGAGCUGCUCCUUGCGAUCUGUUGAAGCAUAAAUUCCUGACAAUGACAGAUCAAGAAUUAAAAAGAUCACUAGAAGCAUCAAACUUUAUUUCAUUCUUAUCAAUUCUUGUUUGCCAGAAAAGUUUAUCAGACAAAGCUUUAGAACAAGAAGAGAAAGAUGUUGUUCCUAUCGGAGAUACAGGCGGGAAAUACGACCCAUUACACCACUCUGGAAAAGCCUACCUUGGUGAUGAGGGAAGAACUUCUUUCCCAAACCUUGAAAUCAGAGUAUCAAAACAAAUAAUGAACAAGCUCCGGAACUCUAAUAUUUAUAAAAGUAUUAUGAGCAAUGGGUCGAUUAUACUAAACAGUAUAUCUAAUGAGCAUCUAAUCGGAUUGAACGAUAGCUUCAACAUUGAGGAGUAUACUCACUCAAAUAUUCGGAGUAGUAUCGACAACAUCCAGUCCUCAAUGAUGAGGCUAAGUAAUUACUCUACCUUAAGGAGUAACAACAGACUUGCUCUGGUCCUUAAAAAGGUGCAGGAGCAGAACCUAUUGGACAACCAAUAAACUCAAAUUUUACCAUUAUUAAUUUUAUUCUUAA
Molecule: messenger RNA, 1201 nt
Organism: Moneuplotes crassus
Lineage: Eukaryota; Ciliophora; Spirotrichea; Euplotida; Euplotidae
Source: the annotation of a GenBank genome assembly